AUGUUUUCAUUAUGUUUACCUAAAAACUCUUUCUAAUACUAAUAAUUACAUUUUUAACCCUCAACUAUACCAUAGAGCUAAACAGAUAAAAACAAACCUAGAGAAAACCUUUUUUAAAAAUAUAUGAAAAUUAGAUUGGCCAAAAUGGAAAUAAAAGAUUUAAAUAAAACUCAUAAUUAAACCUAUAGAGCUAAAACUAAUGUAAACCGAACCUUAUACCCUAUUUAAAAUGGAUAGUGUUAACUAAAAAAUAAAGUGAGAAGAUUUGUUACAUUAGCUGAAUUUCCAUAAUCAGCUAGAGCUGUCAUAAAGAAGACUUCAAACGUUAAAAGAAAACAGAGCGAAAAUUGGAACGAUUUAAAACAAUGGAAUUUUACAGAUGAUACAAUUUAAUAGUGA
This is a messenger RNA of Paramecium primaurelia, 399 nucleotides long. Lineage: Eukaryota; Ciliophora; Oligohymenophorea; Peniculida; Parameciidae. The record is from the annotation of a GenBank genome assembly.